Drosophila gunungcola (fruit fly) is the source of this 1604-nucleotide messenger RNA. It is a transcript of the gene Ugt35D1, whose product is annotated as UDP-glucosyltransferase 2. The transcript is spliced from 2 exons. The coding region runs from base 30 to 1592 and encodes 520 amino acids. Gene Ontology annotation, molecular function: UDP-glycosyltransferase activity. The record is from RefSeq and is a predicted model, not a curated record. NCBI's taxonomy places the organism in Eukaryota, Metazoa, Arthropoda, Insecta, Diptera, Drosophilidae.
CUUGAAGGCAGAACAUCCCGUGCCUAAAAAUGCGUUGGAUUUUCCUGCUGGUCUGUCUCCAACCCCGUUACUUGAGAGGUGCUCGCAUCCUGGCACUUUUUCCUAUACCGAGUCCUUCACACUACUUUUUCGCCCUCCCGUACCUAAAGAGCUUGGCCUCUGAGGGCCAUGAAAUAAUCUCUGUGAAUCCGUACCCUCUGAAGGAACCGAUUAAGAAUAUAUACGACAUUCCUGUUCCUGAAGUGUUUGAAAAUUUUAAUGAAAUCCUAGAAUUUGUAAAAACCCCCAAAACCACCUGGCAAAGUAGCGAUUUUAUCAACGAAUAUACCCUUAAUCUCACAAAGUCGGUGCUGAAUAAUGAAGGAGUAAGGCGAGAGCUUCUUAGCCCAAAAAGUCCCCGUUUCGACCUGAUCAUAAUGGAUCUUUGGCGGAUCGACGCUCUUUGUGGACUGGCGGCCUUCUUGGAGGUGCCCAUCAUUGGAAUGGCUCCCUAUGGCACUGACUGGAAGAUCGACGAACUAGUGGGUAAUAUCUCACCGAUUUCGUACCUCCAAUCGCCCUCUUCUCAUUUUCACAACCUGGAGACCUAUGGAGGACGUCUGUCGCAUUUUGUGGAACGAUCUAUUACCUGGAUUAACUAUAAAUGGAGGCAUGUGGAGAAACAGAAGGCCCUCUAUAAGAAAUACCUCCCGAAUAUAGCUAAUAAGCACACAUUAGCUGAGACUUCACGAAAUUUUGCCUUAGUGCUUGUCAAUCAGCACUUCACACUGGCUCCUCCACGUCCAUAUGUUCCGAAUAUGAUCGAAGUGGGUGGUAUGCAUGUAGAUCCAGAUCCCAAACCUUUGCCCAAGGAACUGGAGGCAUUUAUUCAGGGUGCUGGUGAUGCUGGAGUCAUCUACUUUUCUCUGGGCACCAAUGUCAAAAGCAAAUCCCUGUCUGAGGAUCGCCGAAAAUUGAUGCUUAAUACUUUUUCUCAUCUACCCCAGCGAGUCCUGUGGAAAUUCGAGAACGGGCAGUUGCCAGGUAAACCCCCAAAUGUUUUCAUAAGCAAAUGGUUCCCGCAACAAGAUAUUCUGGCCCAUCCCCAAGUAAGGCUCUUUAUAACCCACGGCGGAUUGCUGAGCACCAUAGAGAGUAUUCAUCAUGGUAAGCCUAUGUUGGGUUUGCCCUGCUUUUUCGACCAAUUCCGUAAUAUGGAACAUGUUCAACGUAUGGGUCUGGGCUUAAUUUUAAACUUAAAGGAAAUGGCAGCAGAGGAUUUUAAUUCCACCAUUGUUAGGCUGCUCACAGAGAAGAGUUUCGAGGUUAUGGCCAAAAUUACGGGUGCCAGAUACAGGGAUAAGCCCAUGAAGCCUCUGGAAACGGCCAUCUGGUGGACCCACUAUGUCCUGCGGCACAAUGGAGCGGCUCAUAUGCGAGUGGCAGGACGGGAAUUGGACUUCUUCAUCUACCACAGUCUGGAUGUCUUGGCCACUUUUUUCCUAGCCUUUUUCGUAACCUUGACAAUUUUUGCAUUUUGCAUGAUUAAAGCUUUGAGGAAGUGUUAUCAAUUUAAAAACGAAACAAAUAUACUAAAGAAAAAGUUUGUUUAAAUUAAGGUAGCU